AUGUUUUUUAACUAUGUUAAAGAAAAGUUUAAAGGCCAGACAUCCCUGGUGAUAGAUGCUGAAAAAAUAUUUAGAGAAGAGCAUGAUCUCUUGGAAGCUGGUCAAGGAUUGGCAUUCAAUUGGUAUAG
Ambispora gerdemannii is the source of this 128-nucleotide messenger RNA. The record is from the annotation of a GenBank genome assembly. Lineage: Eukaryota; Fungi; Glomeromycota; Glomeromycetes; Archaeosporales; Ambisporaceae.